CAUGCCAUGUUUGUUUACAUAUUACAAGUGAACACGGUGAAGGGGGCCUAUCCGCGCGCGUACUGUUUAAACAGUUUUGAUUUGUAUUAGUGGUGGCAGUUUGUAGUGACAGUGAUGGAGGUUGAUAAUAUUAACAGUGAUGAUUGGUAAAUUUAGUGGUGUUGGGUGAUAGAUAUCCUAGUAGUGUAAUCAACGAUGGCCAGUACUGUUGACGAUGGUCUGUGAUGAAGUUUGAUAGACAAGUGUUAAGUACUGUAACAUGCCUCACCAUGAUAGCCUACCAAAGGUUGAUAAAACGAAGACUGCCUGCCUGGAUAAGUGCUCGUUAACCAACCGGAAGUAUGAUGCUACAAAACAUCCAGAUACGAGAUGGAGAAUAUACAAAAACUAUAUAUACUUUGAUUAAAGAGCAACGGUACAGUGAAGCUGUACAGAUAUUGAAUCACAUAUUGGAGGCAUACCCAAGUAGCAGAGCAGCCCUCUCUUUACUUGCCUACAGCUAUUUUUAUAUGCAAGAUUUUGUCAACGCUGCAAACUGUUAUGAACACCUGACAGUGCUCUUUCCUGAAAUGGAGGAUUACCGUUUGUACUAUGCACAGUCACUCUAUCAGGCUUGUUUGUAUGAAGAGUCCAUGAAAGUAACUCAUCAGAUAGAAGAAGCAGAGUAUGCUGGUCGUAUCACUAAACUUCAAGCAGCAAUCAAAUAUGGAGAAGAGGACUUACCUGGAGCCAAAAGUCUGGUAGAUCAGUGCCCUCCUGAUGACCCAGAUACUGAAGUCAAUCAUGGAUGUCUUUUAUAUAAGGAAGGCCGUUAUGAGGAGGCAUGUCAGAAAUUUGGCAAUGCAUUGCAAGUAGCAGGACACCAGCCUCAUUUAUCUUAUAAUAUAGCAUUAUGUCACUAUCGCCUUAAGCAGUAUGCACCUGCUCUGAAACACAUUGCUGACAUAAUUGAACGGGGUAUCCGUGAACAUCCAGAAUUAAGUGUUGGUAUGACCACAGAAGGCAUUGAAGUUCGAAGUGUUGGGAAUACACUUACUCUUCAUGAGACUGCAUUGAUUGAGGCAUUUAAUCUGAAGGGAGCUAUUGAAUACCAGUUGAAGAAUUAUGAAGCAGCAAGAGAGGCUCUAACAGACAUGCCACCAAGAUCUGAGGAGGAACUGGAUGCUGUCACUCUUCAUAACCAAGCCCUCAUGAAUAUGGAGACAAAGCCAACUGAAGGGUUUGAAAAGAUGCAGUUUCUUCUUGGACAAAACCCCUUUCCACCAGAAACAUUUGGGAAUCUUCUUCUCCUGUAUUGCAAAUAUGAAUACUACCACUUGGCUGCUGAUGUUCUUGCCGAGAAUGCUCACCUCACUUAUAAAUAUUUGACGCCCCAUCUUUUUGAUUUCUUAGAUGCCUUAAUUACUCAGCAAACUUCUCCCUCUGAAGCUUAUCGCAAAUUUGAUGAAUUAGGAUCUCGUCACAUUGAGUUACUUCGGAAAUUAACCAAGAUGGUACAGGAAGCCCGUCAAAAUCACGAUGAUGAUCAAGUAAAGAAUGCAGUAAAUGAGUAUGAGGAAGUUUUAGAAAGAUAUAUUCCAGUCCUUAUGGCACAGGCUAAAAUAUACUGGGACUUGGAAAAUUACUCACAAGUGGAGAAAAUUUUCCGCAAGUCUGUUGAAUUCUGCAAUGAAUCUGAUGUCUGGAAACUCAAUGUAGCUCAUGUUCUUUUUAUGCAAGAAAACAAAUUUAAAGAAGCAACAGGAUUUUAUGAACCAAUUGUCAAGAAGCAUUACGAUAACAUUUUGAAUGUAAGUGCCAUUGUGUUGGCAAAUCUUUGUGUUUCAUAUAUAAUGACAAGCCAAAAUGAGGAAGCAGAAGAGCUUAUGCGCAAGAUUGAAAAGGAAGAAGAACAAUUAGCAUAUGAAGACCCAGAAAAAAAAAUAUAUCAUUUAUGUAUAGUAAACUUGGUUAUUGGAACCUUGUAUUGUGCAAAGGGGAACUAUGAAUUUGGCAUUUCAAGAGUCAUCAAGAGUCUGGAACCCUACAACAAAAAGCUUGGAACUGACACUUGGUACUAUGCUAAAAGAUGUUUCCUUUCCUUGAUUGAAAAUUUAGCUAAACACAUGAUUACUGUGAAAGAUUCUGUUAUCAUGGAAUGCAUACAGUUCUUAGAGCACUGUGAAGUCUAUGGAAGAAAUGUCAAAAGUCUGAUAGAACAGCCACUGGAAGAAAUGGCUAUUCAUCCUGGAAAGAAUACUGUUACUUAUGAAUCUAGGCUUUUAAAAGCUCUACUUUUGCAGAUUCAAAGAAUGUAGUUUUACUUAGUUACUGAGUUUGUGUAAAAUAACAGUUAUUGUAGUGAAGAAAACUUUGUUCUAACAGGUUAUAUUUAUAUCCAGUUUUAUUGCAUACUGUUUUGAUUGCAAGUGAGAAUUGCCAAAUGUACCAGUCCUUAAAGCAGAGUGAUGAUGUAGAACACUUGAGUAUUAAUUUGUAAAUGAUAUAGGUGGAAACAGUACAGGAAGGACAUACUAAUCUGAUUCAAGGAUCUGCAUUUUACUUCAUUAAGAAACUGGAGAACUCAUGUACAUACAGCAAAUUUUGUCAGCUUGCUGUUUUUGAAGUUACUUUGACAAUUAAUAUGUAAAGAAUUUGGAAUGCAACUGGGAGGAUUCCAUAUCUUAAUGUACAUUGCAGAUUGAUAUUACAGAGCCACAGUUGCCUCCAACAUUUGUCAAAUUACAACACAUUCCUUUUUGCACAAUAGCUUGAAAUGUUGACUUAGCAAUUAUUUUAAUUCUGUAAGAAGACCCUUAAUACAGGUAAAAUAGUGUUUCCACAUUUGCAACCACAAAUUAGAAAAUAUGCUAACAAGGUACCUUUAUUUCAGUGCAGUAAUUUGCAGUACUCGGAAAUUUCAGUUAAUGUUUGUAUAUGUAUAGAAGGGUGAUCAGUUUUGACGAAGCACCAGUUGUUGACUGGAUAUUCAACACUCCAGAGAACCUUCUCAUUGCUUGAGAUUUAAUACCCAGUGUUCACUUUGAGAGUAUUGUUAAGGUUCAUUGUUUUCUGUAAAUUUGCAGCUUUUUUUCUAGUCAUUAUUUUUAGAUUAAUGCAAUAGUUGGCAUGUUUUCUGGUUAUGUACAUGGAGAUGGCUUGCUUUUACAUCAUUGUUGCUCUCAGACUUUAUUAGUAUUCAAUUGUCCGUUAAAAUAGUAAUUGCUUAUUUCAUUUGAAUGUUUAUGCAGUCCAUUUGUAAAUUUUUGCCAGAUAUUUAGGCAAUACAGUGGGCUCCCAAUUCGCGGAUUUCUCUCUCGACCAUAUCUACCUAUUAUUUGCAAUAAAAUCGCUUAUUCGCUGUAUUUUUCAAUGAGAAAUAUCCAGAAAUUCCUGUUAUUUAUCAGUUUCAUCAUAAAAUGCACUUUUUAUGAUAAAAGUGUUAAAAAAACCAGGUAUAAAAAUUUUUAGUGGGUUUUUCUUGAGAUUUACCUACCAAUAUAGGCCAUUUUCAGCAUUUUUAUAGGGGCUCCAACUAUUCUUACAGAAUUCUCACAUUGCUGCUUUUGUGUCAAGUUCUUUUCUGAUCAAUUGUUCUCAUUCCUUCUUAUCACAUGAUCACAUUAUUUUGCCUGGUACCAAUAAUGCAAAGGUAGGCAUAUCUGCCACCCACACUCUGGAGAGGAUCCUCUUGUUGCUGUUGAGGUUUUAAUGGGACUAUGUAAAAUGCAUUUCUGGGCUCAGCUCGUGUCGGCCUAUGAAAGUAUCCUUAAUAUCAUUCUUUCUAGGUAAAAUUAGCCUAAAAUUACCAGAGAAAAACAAAUUAAGAAAAUGUCAGUAAAACUGACUCGCUCACUCUUAAAAAGAAGUGUCGGUAUGAUAUAGGGGCGAGUGUGGAACACUACCACGAGACAAAUACCAAUUAGAACU
Macrobrachium nipponense is the source of this 3909-nucleotide messenger RNA. RefSeq names its product intraflagellar transport protein 70A-like (gene Ttc30). Gene Ontology annotation, cellular component: intraciliary transport particle B; axonemal microtubule. The record is from RefSeq and is a predicted model, not a curated record. The transcript has 10 exons. The coding region runs from base 342 to 2297 and encodes 651 amino acids. Gene Ontology annotation, molecular function: intraciliary transport particle B binding; protein binding. Gene Ontology annotation, biological process: intraciliary transport. Lineage: Eukaryota; Metazoa; Arthropoda; Malacostraca; Decapoda; Palaemonidae.